AUGACUGACUACAACCACCUUCCUCAAGAUCUUCAACUUUGGCGAAGACAAGCCGAUACUUCUACGUCGACCUUGAUAUUGACACUUACAUUAACAGCACUAGUAACACAAUCUGAUUUGAGGACUCAGACAAUCAUCUUUACUUCUGUGAUCACAGAGAUUGAAACCAUCACCAAUAAUAAUCAAAUCAAGACCUCAACAGCUGUUCAAGCAAUACCAACCUUGGCAGAUUCCGAUGCGACCAACUCCCGAGCAACUAGCCUCACAAGCGAGAUUCUUUCUCCAACCGCAUCUUCCAGUCCAGCGCGCUUGCCCGUGAGCUCAGCAUCAAGUGUGAUCCAGAGGACGCAAAGUGCGACUGCGACUUUUGCUGGGAUCCCUACGCCGACUAACAUCCCGGCCACUUCGACCUCAUUGCCCAUUGACAGUAUUUCGAGUCAAACUUUGAGUUCUAAUUUCAAUACCAUCGCACCAUCACUUCAAAGCUCACCACCAAUAACAAAAUCAACUUCAAACAAUAAUCAAAAUAAAAUAGCCAUUCCAGCCAUAGUGAUUUCAGUCACCUUAGCCAUAGCAUUCAUGAUAAUUUGUAUUUCUUACUUUGUUCCAAGAUUUCGAAACCAACAAAAAACCAAACAAUCUGCUCAAAUGUUUGAUGAAUAUAGUAAAUUAGCUAAAACGUUUAAUUCAAGUCCAAGUCAUACUACAUUAGAUUAUAGUCAAGCUUAUAUUCCUAAAAACUCGAUUCAAAGAAAUAAAGGUAAAUCAAGAAUGAUUGAAAAUUUAGAUCAACCCUCUUUUGGUGUUGGUGAUGGCGGAUUCAAGCAUGUAGAACCUGUUGAGGGUCAUGGUACUUGGUCACCUCAGAGUCCAGAUGGAACCGAGCCAUCAGGACCGAUUGUGUAAGUUUUUCUUAUAAAUCACUUUUUUCCGAUUUUGAUGCUACUUAAUUGAUGCGUUGAUUCUCUGAAUUAUUUGAUCAUAUGAUCACUAGAUUAUGAUGUUACGCCUUUGAAAUCAUCAAAUUACAAGACAUAUCAGCAGAAGGUUGUAAGAUUUUGUCAAAAUCAAUUAGAUUUAUCAACUAAUGUUCGGAAAUGCUUAAAUCCCGUUCUUGAUGUUUCUCUAGAUCUUGUGAAAUUAGCCUAUGGCAGAUAUUUUUAUUUGAAUCAAACUUUAGUCCCGAAUGACCAUGACUUGUUUUUGCAUCAAUUUAUAGACCACUAAAUCUUUUCGUUUUGCUGUUUCUCGACAUUUAGAUUUCUUUCAAAACUUUGUUGAACUUUCAAGAGUUUCAUUUCACUAUUAAAAUCUUGGGUGUAUGCUCUAGUGCUUCAAUUUAAAUGAUCCGGUGC
Melampsora larici-populina 98AG31 is the source of this 1355-nucleotide messenger RNA. RefSeq lists its product as uncharacterized. NCBI's taxonomy places the organism in Eukaryota, Fungi, Basidiomycota, Pucciniomycetes, Pucciniales, Melampsoraceae. The record is from RefSeq and is a predicted model, not a curated record. The transcript has 2 exons. Bases 1 to 906 code for a protein of 301 amino acids.